Molecule: messenger RNA, 623 nt
Organism: Penaeus chinensis
Lineage: Eukaryota; Metazoa; Arthropoda; Malacostraca; Decapoda; Penaeidae
Product: anti-lipopolysaccharide factor-like
Exons: 4
Coding region: 61-432 (123 amino acids)
Source: RefSeq, a predicted model, not a curated record
CCUAGCAUUGAGGCGCUUAGCGUAGAACAAGCAUUCAUCCACCUCAAACCAGCGCAGACGAUGAAGCUCUCAUUCGUAGUGGGCGUGGUGACGGUGCUGGCGGCUGUGGCACUCUUCGCUACCCCGUGCCAGGGCCAGGUAUGGGAGGCGCUGGUUCCUCUCAUCACGCAGCAGGUCGUGGGAUUGUGGAAAAAUGGCGAAAGAGAGUUUUUUGGCCACCAGUGCACUUACUCUGUCACACCCACGGUGAAGAGUUUUGAGCUGUACUUCAAGGGAAGGAUGUCCUGCCCGUCCCUUAGUAGUGUGAGAGGAGAAGCUUUGACCCGCAGUCGCUCAGGAGUGGAGGUGAAAACGGUAGAAGAUUACGUAAAGAAAGUAUUAGCACAGGGCGUGAUAACGGAGGAGGAGGCGAAGGCGUGGAUCACCAAGUAAAUGAUCUGGAAGUCGAUUCAUCCGGAUUUUUUUUUUAUUAAAGUCUGUUCUACGAUGAUGGUUGUUCAGCUUGAUUUAAAUAAUGUCGGUUGGUUCAAUGUUCGGUGAAUAGUUUUUUUUUGUUAUUCUUUUUUAUCAUUGUUAUUGUCAUUUUAUACUUGUUAUUGGCAAUAAAAAAAUAUUUCUCAUUA